AUGUCCCUAUUUCAGGCUGUGCCCAGCUGUGCCCCAUUGACUAAGGCCCGUCCACCAGACGCUCGCUCUCGGGCACCCUCCCUGGGCCUGGCUCCAGGGCGGGGCACUGAACGAGAGAGACAAGAACGAGAGAGACAAGAACGAGAGAGACAAGAAAGAGAGAGACAAGAACGAGAGAGACAAGAGCGAGAGAGAGAAGAGCGAGAGAGAGAACGAGCAAGACAAGAACAAGAGAGACAAGAACGAGAGAGAGAACUAGAGAGGGAAAGGGAGAGAGAGAAGGCUAAAAGGCGACAAAAGGAAAGACAAGAAAAGAUGAAAGCUGAUUUACGGCAGAAAAUUGAUUCCCGAGACCACAAGAUGGCCGAGGUCAAAUCAUCUGAAAUAAACUGCAAUGGUAGGUUGGAUGCCGAAUGGCUGGAGAUCAACAGUUUCUUCUCAGAGGUGAUGAAAAUUGUGGAGGAUGCUAAAGAGAAAGCAUGCCAGACUCUGGAGGACAGGAGACGGAAAGUGAAAAGAGAAGCACAAGAUCUCACCCAGAAGCUGCAAAGAGAAAUUGAUGUGCUCAAAAAAGCCACUGAUGACCUAGACAACAACCCAGACUUGGAGCAUUCUCCUGUAACAGGCCUGAAAGAAUCUGCUAACUGGAAAACUUUAUGUGACAACACUUCACUCUUCUUCGGGACACUGCGAGGUACGACUUCAGCCAUGAUGAAGCAAAUUGGCCAGGAAAUAGAAAAACUUGCAUCAAAAGACCUCGAGAGGAUUUUUACAUUUGCAGUGGACGUGAAGCUGGACCCGACUUCUGCACACUCAAGUCUUGUAAUUUCUGAUAAUGGGAAAAAAGUGAGAAAUGGUGGAAAAACAGCAAAAGAUCCUAAUUCUCCACAAAGGUUUGAUAUAUUUGGAAGUGUCCUGGGGCUCAACAGGCUGAAAUCAGGGAAAUCAUACUGGGAGGUGGAGGUCAGCAACAAGACCGGGUGGGAUCUGGGUGUGGCCAGAUGUGAUGCUUACCGCAAGGGGAAAUUUUUAGUGACCCCUGACAAAGGUUACUGGGUUACUGCACAUAAUGGAGACAAAAAAUAUGCAGCCCGGACAAUACCGCCCGUGAACCUUUCAUUUAAAGUGAAACCUCGGAAAGUCGGGGUGUAUGUAGAUUAUGAAGAAGGUCUCGUGUCCUUUUAUGAUGUGAUGUCUCAGUCUCACAUCUAUUCAUUUACUGAGUGUUCAUUUGGUGGUGAGAUCCUCCCGUACUUCUGUCUCCAUCUGAAACCAGAUGAGAAAAACAGCGAUCCUUUGAUUAUAUCUGCUAUGGAAAAGCAGUAG
Messenger RNA from Neolamprologus brichardi, 1326 nucleotides. Lineage: Eukaryota; Metazoa; Chordata; Actinopteri; Cichliformes; Cichlidae. The record is from RefSeq and is a predicted model, not a curated record.